UAAAAUAAAUUUUCUAAUAAAUUUCAUCCAAAACGCGAAUGAUUCAAACAAUUUAUGUAAAUUUCAAAAUUGGAAUGAACCCUAAACCCCCAAAAUCUACACCAAUAUGCUUAAAUCUCUAUACUAGAGGAAUUAAACGUGAAAAAGAAUGUUUUACUGACUUUUUUUGCCAUUUGCGUCUCUGGAAAAUUGGAGAAAACGCCGGUGGAAAUCGUGGAAGAACUGAUACGCGGUGAAGGUUUUUCAAACAGAAAGCGGUCCUAUAUGGGUAUUUUGGUCAUUGUACAAACUAUUGGUUAUAUUAAGUUUAAUAUAAAACGAGUUGGUUAAUUUCAGAUGCAGGUGGAACGAUUGCUGGGGCAUCAUCUUUGGCUCUUCGCUGAAUCAAACUUGACGUUGCUCUCUGUCUCGCCUCGAGACAAUCACAAAAGGCUUUUUACUUAUAAUGGAUUGGAGCUUCGUUCAUAAAACUUGGGAGAAGUGGGCUCCCGUCAAUGUUGGCUCUUCUGGGGAACCGUUGAAGGCAGCUUUGCUUAUUAACUAUGACCCCUCUGGACCCUCUCGCUUGUUGUCUACCAUUGCUGAGCAGGAAGGACUGAAAGUUAAUCCCAUUGAAUUGAGUCAAUUUGUUGAUUUUGUCAAACAAAAUAAACUCCAGACUCACAGCUUCAUCAUUGGGCCAAACCAAUAUAUAGUUGCUUCAAUUCACGAGAAUUGGUUUUGUGCAAGAUGCAUGAACACAUUAAAACCUGCUGGUGAAGGAGCUAUCGUUUUCCAGACAAAAGCAUUCCUUUUAGUUGCUCUGUAUGAUGGCUCAAUUGGCUCAGCAUCACGUGCUAUGCUGUCUGUUGAUCAAAUUGUAUGGCAGUUGGGUCGGAGAAAUCUUUAACCUUAUCUUUCAAAAUGGUACAAUCAGAAGCAUUUACCUUUAUCUGUACAAGCAUCUUCAAAGUGUCUUAAUAUUGCCGCCUUCUUUCCUUGUGUUGUUUAUCAUCAUCAUCAUAAGCAAUAGGCUUGCAGUGAGGUGGUCCAUUUGCAUGAAGCUAAAUCAUGUUAUCAUCUUUUCUAUUGUCCCCUGACUUAAUACUAGGCUUGUGUCGUAUGAUUAUUAAUCACUUAAUGCAGGUGUUAUGUGCUACAGAUUUGAGUAGUCAUUUCUUGA
Messenger RNA from Mangifera indica (mango), 1162 nucleotides. RefSeq lists its product as uncharacterized. Lineage: Eukaryota; Viridiplantae; Streptophyta; Magnoliopsida; Sapindales; Anacardiaceae. Bases 446 to 889 code for a protein of 147 amino acids. The transcript has 5 exons. Gene Ontology annotation, molecular function: actin binding. The record is from RefSeq and is a predicted model, not a curated record.